Penicillium robsamsonii is the source of this 183-nucleotide messenger RNA. RefSeq lists its product as uncharacterized. The coding region runs from base 1 to 183 and encodes 60 amino acids. The record is from RefSeq and is a predicted model, not a curated record. NCBI's taxonomy places the organism in Eukaryota, Fungi, Ascomycota, Eurotiomycetes, Eurotiales, Aspergillaceae. The transcript is spliced from 2 exons.
AUGAAACUGGGUUUCAAAUUAACUAAGGGAAGCCUCGUAAGUGCUGAUCGCUGGGUUAUGCUACCUUGGUUUCUACUAAAGGGUAGUACACAUAUGGUGGAGUGGUAUGAAAAUAUCACUACGCCUAAUUUUCGAAUUAAGCCUACGCCUAAGGGCUGGAUUAAUGAUAAAACAGCCCUUUAA